AAGGCAGUGAUGACGUGCAAAUGGUGGCAUGUACCUUGUUUUGCACAUACAGUGAAUUUAAUUGUGCAAGCAAGCCUUGAACCAAUUACAGACACAAGGGCAAAAGUCAAGUCAGUAGUGGAAUUUUUCAAAAGAAGUCCUCAAGCAUUUGAGAAAUUACACAAUAUUCAGAAGCAAAUGGGUUUCCCUAUUUUAACACCGAAACAAGAUUUCCCUACGCGAUGGAAUUCCACAUAUGAAAUGUUUGACAGGCUUUUGAAAAUCAAAGAGCCUUUGCAAAGCACCCUCGCCAUCUUCAGUGUGGAUUCACGAAUAAAACUGUCCAAUGAAGACAGGUCAGUUAUUGAAAAAUCUUGUGAAAUACUAUCUCCUUUUGAACAAGUCACAACAGACAUUAGUAGUGAAAGAAAUGUAACCUUGUCAAAAGUUGUCUUAUUAAGCAAAGGUUUACAAACUCAUUGCCUGAGACUGAAAAACUCAGAUCACAGCAAUGAAGCCACUAAUACAGUAAUUGCUAGACUUGAGGACGGAAUCUGUACCCACCUCAUUCAAAAGUUUGCAGUUAAAGAAAUUGCUUGUGAAGCGACAUUAUUGGAUCCUCGCUUCAGGGAGCAUGGUUUUCCAAAAACUGGGCAUCGAUUAAAAGAAACAAAAGAUGCCAUAAUUAACAAGUGCUGUACAACACGACAGAAACCCACUCGGUGUUCUACAGAAAAUCCACCACCAGCCAAACCAGUUGUGGUGAGCACAUUCACCUCAAGCAGUGGCAACAUUUGGCAAGAUUUUGACCAAGCUGUAGGUAGCUUGAUCCAAAGUGUAGACAAUCCACGUGCUGCAAGUAUAGUCAAGCUUGAUAAAUAUAUGAUGAUGCCACUGAUACACAGAUCACAAGAUCCAUUGCUGUGCUGGAAACAAAAUCAUGUGUUGUUUCCUACACUGUCCAUCUUUCAAUCGAAAAAGUAUCAAAAAUUAUAUUUCUAAACUACUACUUAGAAUAGGCACAGCAGAUCUACUCAGAAAUGAAACAGUAAAAUUUCAAUUGAUUUUGUUCUUCUCUGGACAGAGUGCACUGAAUUUAUAUUUGAUUGUAUUUUGUUUAGUGCACUAAAUUGUGCAUGUAGCUAUCCAACAAGAACAUUUUUCUCAAAUUUGUUGCACAGAGAAGACACGUUUUUGCUCACCAUUCAGUCUCCUGAUUUCACUUUCUGUAAACAAGGCAACUGAAAAUAUA
Molecule: messenger RNA, 1231 nt
Organism: Schistocerca gregaria
Lineage: Eukaryota; Metazoa; Arthropoda; Insecta; Orthoptera; Acrididae
Product: E3 SUMO-protein ligase ZBED1-like
Exons: 2
Coding region: 10-981 (323 amino acids)
Source: RefSeq, a predicted model, not a curated record